UGAAAGACAAAAUUCAGGGCUAAAAUGUUCACUUCCACAGCCGGGUAGCCUGUUGUUUGACAGAUCCAACAGACUUCCUAGCUUCGCUUUCCUGGCUGUUGACUUGCUUCGGAUUAGUUUUACUCGAUAAAACGUAGUUAAACCUGUCUUAGGAUCAAAUCUGGUCCCAAUAUAAGUUUAAUUGUUUUAUCAAGAAGCUUGUUUGUUAACUAACUGCCAUUGCUAACGACAUCAAGCUAGCAACGGGGAGCCUCCCAACAGCUGGUAGAGCCACAUCGUCACCUUCUCCUUUGAGUUUUGUAGUUUAUAAAAAGUAUUCCUGUAUUUCUACGUCUGGAUAGAGUUGUGUUUCCUUUACUUAGGCAGCUAUUUUGUGCUUGUUUUUGUUUUUUUUAUUUUUUUUUCAGUAGGAGUUAUGAGUCAUUUAUAGCUUUCUCUCUCCUUUGUUUACAUGGAGACACUUCGUCAGAGAGGCUUUGUUUUCAUGAACUGUUCCUAUUAAGAUUGGACAAACAACAGGGCAACAAAGCUGGGAAAAUGGAAAUUAGGAGGUAGCUAAAAUUGUGCUGUUUCUCUACCAAAACAAGAGGAUGAACUGGGGUCUGGCAGGGGACAGCUGUGCCAGGUGGACUGUUUGACUUGCGUGGGUGUUAGAACACAUGAGGAGACUUGGUGCUAAAUCUCUGAGGAAACCGGGUCUCUGUUUUGGAACCGAUAUGUUGCUGAAGUCGCUUCUGAUCGCCUGUCUUCUUAGCUGGGUGAAUUGUUUGGAGAAUCAGAGCAUGACACCAGAGGAGAAGACCAACAUCAGAAACCAAAUUCUGGAGAUGUUUGACCAUGCCUACGGAAGUUACAUGAAAUAUGCCUAUCCAGCAGAUGAGCUGAUGCCGCUAAGCUGCAAAGGAAGAGUGCGCGGAGAAGAGCCUAACAGAGGGGACAUCGACGACUCCUUGGGGAAGUUUUCUCUCACACUGAUCGACACCCUAGAUACCUUAGCGGUGCUGAACAAGCUGGACGAGUUUGACGACGCAGUGAAGAAGGCUGUGAGGGACGUGCGCCUGGACAACGACGUGGUGGUGUCCGUGUUUGAGACCAACAUCAGGGUUUUGGGGUAUAAAGCAAGCUCGCGGGGGCUUUUGGGGGGACACGUGAUGGCUGACCUGCUCAGGCAGCGCGGGGAGAGGAUGCAGUGGUAUCGUGAUGAGCUCCUUCACAUGGCCGUCGAGCUGGGCCACCGACUGAUUCCUGCCUUCAACACCUCCAGUGGCCUUCCCUACCCUAAGGUGAAUCUGCGGUACGGCAUCUUGAACCCACUCUCGCGCACCGGCACCGAAUCGGACACGUGCACAGCGUGUGCAGGGACCAUAAUCCUGGAGUUUGCCGCUCUCAGCAGGCUGUCGGGAGAGUCCGUGUUUGAGGAACAUGCUAGGAAGGCCCUAGACGUCCUCUGGGAGAGAAGACAGAGAGGAAGUGACUUAGUCGGAACUGUGAUCAAUAUCCAUAAUGGAGAAUGGGUCAGGAAAGAUAGCGGUGUCGGCGCAGGAAUCGACUCAUACUACGAAUAUCUGAUGAAGGCCUACAUUCUUCUAGGAGACGAUACAUUUUUGCAGAGGUUCAACACUCACUACAGUGCCAUUAUGAAGUACAUCAGCCAGCCUCCUCUCCUGCUCAACGUGCACAUGCACAAUCCCACAGUGAGCGUUCGCAGCUGGAUGGAUUCGCUGCUCGCUUUCUUCCCUGGAUUACAGGUUUUAACAGGAGAUCUGAAACCAGCCAUAGAGACUCAUGAGAUGCUAUACCAAGUCACAAAGCAGCACAAGUUUCUCCCAGAGGCUUUUACCACAGAGUUCAGAGUUCACUGGGGUCAACACCUGCUGAGACCAGAGUUUGCAGAAAGCACCUACUACCUCUAUAAGGCUACUGGUGACCCUUACUACCUCAGAGUGGGACAAUCCAUAGUGGAAAAACUCAAUGCCUUUGCCAGGGUGCCUUGCGGUUUUGCUGCUGUGCAGGACGUCCGCACCGGGACACAUGAAGACAGGAUGGACUCGUUCUUCCUGGCAGAGAUGUUCAAGUACCUCUACCUGCUGUUUUCGGAGAAGAGCCAGCUGCUGAUCAACCUGGACGACUACAUUUUCACCACGGAGGCCCACCUGCUGCCCGUCUCUCUGUCCACGACUCAAGACACCGUGCAGACCAACGUUACGGAGGCUCCUGUUGCUCACGAUGAGGAUCUAUUUACACACUCCUGCCCCAGCACAGAGACAUUGUUCCCCAACAACCCGUCGUUUGCCAAAACCAUUAGGGACGGCUACAAGUACCUGACCGGCGUGGGACGAGCCUUCACCCCUCUACCCAUCAGGGAAAUUGAGCUGCCGCUCCACGACAGCGGCAUGGAGCCGGUGGAGUUCUUGAAGAGCAUGGGCAUCUCGCUCACCCCUCUGAAUGACUUUACCCUCGGAGACUCUAUUGGUUCAAAGCAGCAUAAAGGAGUGUUCCGCGUAAAGCUUGUUGCAGAAGUGAGCCAGACGAUAGAGGAGGAACUGGUGGUGCCGCACGCCGUUCAGCUCAUAUCUCCUCCAUUUCUGGGCAGGACGGUCCUCACUGCAGGACCCGCCAAGUUUGGGAUGGACCUGACCAAGCAGGAGCAUGGGGUGAAAGGAACCAUAGUGAAAGCUUCCCCCUACACUGCCUGUGGGCCAAUAGAAAACGCAGCAGAGGUUAAAGGCCGUAUUGCACUUGCACUACGCGGUGACUGCAUGUUUGCAGCCAAGGCUCGUUGGCUGCAACAAGCUGGAGCCGGUGGAGUCAUCUGUAUAGAUCAUCGCGAAGGAAGUAGCAGCGAGGAGACGCCCCUCUUCCAGAUGGUCGGAGACGGCGACUCCACCGAAGACAUCACCUUACCUUUAGUGUUUCUGUUCAGCCGGGAGGGCGCCGUGCUCACCUCCGUCCUGGAGGAACAUCACAACGUGGAUGUGUUGCUGCUGCCGAAGGAGAGGCAGCUGGGACAGGAUAAAUCAGAAAAACCUGUCAGCAUGAACAUAAAACUCCGCCUGAGAGAGGAGGGGGGGUCGGAGGGCAGAGCAGCUCCAGGAACCACACUGGAGCUGGUUUUGGAGGACGAAGAGGUCCUUCUUAAAGAGACGGGCGAAGAAGAGCUUGGCGGAAAACAACAGUCACAGCACCAACAGGGCUGCACUCAAGGCAGAACUGGACCCUGUUCUACAGACUCUCCGCAAGCCCUGAACUCCAAACCCGAACCAGGCACAAACCCUUGACCGCUGUGGUUCCCUAAAGCUGCUGGCUAGUUGGUUUGUGAGCAGCAUGUGGCCCCUCUCUCUGCUCUGCAGCACAGCCUGCAUGUUUACAAUUAACAGGGAGGAUGUGAAUUUACGGCUCCAUGCUUAUGACACAGUGGGAUCAGAGGGCCUCUGCUCUCAGCCAGAACAUGAGCUGGUCUCCUGUCGCCGUAGCUACAAACAGCUUGUGGCUGCGAUGUCGUGUCCCAGUAGAGCAGGAUUUAAAGUCUGAAGAGGUAACAAAAUGUAUGCAAUUUGCUUUUAAUCUAGAUUGCACCUUUUUUAACUUCUUCAAAAAUACAGUUUUAGCGGUCUGUAACGAUCGGUGGAGUCUUACUUGGCCAGUAGGUGGCGUCAGCUUCCAGUUGCACCAUGUGUAAGGUGGAUGAAGGAGACAAGCUUGGGUUCUUUUGGAACGUGAAUUUUGUACUAGGUAGAAACUUCAGGGACUUGAUGAGUGAAUGCAGUAUAAAAGAUUGACCAAUUUUAUUUUAUUUUUUAUGUGCACAUUUGAGGGGGAAUGUUUUGCACGUCUUCUGGCUAAUUAAAGAGUUAGCAUUAGACUAUGUGAGUGCAGUUUAUAACUAGGCUAUAUUUAUAUGAAAAUGCAUCUCGGUUGAAACCUCUAAACCUAAUCAUGCAAAUAACAAAUAAGAAGAGAAAAUUGGGAGUAAUAUUUGAGAUUCACUGUAGGCUUCGGUUCUUAAUAUUGUAUUUGUACAAAUUUUAGGAAAGCUAAUUUCAAAUGACCUUGUGAAAAAAGUGAAAAACGCAUUCAAUCACCGUCUUGCAGUCUGGUGUGAUCAUGUCCGAUCGUUAGUUCUGAACUUAUUGUAUAUUCCAACCGUGUUUAAAUCCCAUGGUGAUUCCUAAUAUAAAACCAAAGUUAAACAUCUCCACACAGAAUUUUUUUUUUUUAACAUUUAGUUAUGUUUUCUUUACAGGUGUGCAGCAAGAUUUUAUUUCACGUUUGUCACGGUUGCGUAAGAAAUAGAAAAAAGCUUUUCUCCCCAAGAAAUUUGAACGCUGAGCAGGAUGAGAUUUGGAUUUAUUUGUACCGGUUAGCAGUCCAGUUCACAUUGUGAAGUAUUUCAUGGGCAUUAAUAUGUGCAAUGACUUUAUUUUAUUUUAUUUUUUUCUUCAGUCACUUUCUGUUGCUGGUUUUUGUUCUCACUACUCAUAAGUUGCACAUUUUCCACUUAAUGUUUUUUGACCAGUGGACUAUUUUUCACACUCAAAACUGAUUUUAGAUCAGAAAUCCGAUAGGGUUUUAUAGGGUAAGGAGACUUCUCUAUGAUUUAUUGCUAAGUUUUUUUUGUUUGUUUGUUUUUUUUUUGUUUACCUCAGGUCUGUGGACAUUAUUCUUCAUGUAGAAUAAAAUGUCAAUAGAGGGCAAACCAAGGACACCUUUUUGUUUUAGAUGUUUUAUGUUAUUUAUUGUUAUUUCUCUGAUUAACAACUGCAGCCUAUAAUGUGCCAAAAGAGCUGUAAUAAUCUGUACAGGUUAUGUUUUCUUUCAGGUGCAAGCAGAGGGAGUCCUAGUAGGUUUAACUAAUAUUUCUGUAAUUGAGCCUUUUUUUUUUUUUUUUUUAGCUUCGGAGAAAUAUUUUAGGAGCAUUUGAAUGUUUUUGGACUUGACGAUUUGCUUCUUGUUGUUGAUUUCUGUAUCCGUAGAGUGACAUUUUACGUUCACCAAUCAAGAAAAUAUGAGACGUUCACCCAGGUGAAUUUGAGAAUAAAGAUACUUGUAACUUCCUUUUAGCAUUUUAUUUUUAUUUUGUUUGUUAACUUCUUGUUUUUAUUUCUAUGCUUUUUCUUCUUUGCUGAAACUGAAACGCAAUUCAUACAUUUGCAUAGAUGCAGAAGGAAGUGAUGAAACUUUACCAUUGCUGAUAAGCUGCAGGGGUCACUGAGACACAAACCAACAACGUUUUGGAAUAAUUCAUAAAACAUAAGUUCACCGCUUUGGAAAUCUAUGACAUUUGCAGAGUUUGUCCUGUAAUCGUCUGCCAUUAGUCAUAGCUUCAUCAUGCUCUGUUAAAAGCCUGCAUGGAAACUGAGAUGGUCAGGAAUUUGAAAAGGGGCUUCACCUUUAAUCAUUCUGGUGAAGCAGAUUGUGAUCAUACAUUCACAUAUAUUUAUAAUUUAAUAAAGUUAUUUUUUGAAGGUUAUGUUGUAUCCAUUUAAGCCCAGAAGAAUUCACAGUCCAGAUCAGAUUCAUGACUUCAAUGUGAUAAUCUGAUGAAGAAGCUAAAGAUUAGUGGGAUGGCAGUGAGGGCUUUCCAACUACAAAAGAUGCAAAGAGCUGAUCAGCAAACGUGAGCAGCUACAUGUUUGCUGUAAAACCAAUACAGUCUUUUCCUCUGGUUAUUGAUAAGGGUAUAAAUAAUUUUAAUAAUACCAAUUUUUUAUGCAAAUAACAUCAGGCAACUUGCUACCGUAAUUUAAUGUGGCUGUAUGUGACAAAUCUGUACAUAUGAUUUUGACCCUUUGUGGACAAAGACAAAAAUAAAAUCACACUUGUCCUUUAUUCUUCUCUGAACACAGCGUAGUGCAAACCAUUAGACUUUCUGAAUUAAUAUGGAUUUUGUUCAACAUGUAAAUAAACCUCUUGCAGUCUU
Poecilia reticulata (guppy) is the source of this 5920-nucleotide messenger RNA. Its product is annotated as ER degradation-enhancing alpha-mannosidase-like protein 3. Gene Ontology annotation, molecular function: mannosyl-oligosaccharide 1,2-alpha-mannosidase activity; calcium ion binding. Gene Ontology annotation, biological process: endoplasmic reticulum mannose trimming; carbohydrate metabolic process; mannose trimming involved in glycoprotein ERAD pathway. The record is from RefSeq and is a predicted model, not a curated record. Lineage: Eukaryota; Metazoa; Chordata; Actinopteri; Cyprinodontiformes; Poeciliidae. Gene Ontology annotation, cellular component: endoplasmic reticulum; membrane.